Molecule: messenger RNA, 3352 nt
Organism: Prosopis cineraria
Lineage: Eukaryota; Viridiplantae; Streptophyta; Magnoliopsida; Fabales; Fabaceae
Product: G-type lectin S-receptor-like serine/threonine-protein kinase At4g03230
Exons: 8
Coding region: 199-3195 (998 amino acids)
Biological process (GO): protein phosphorylation; recognition of pollen
Molecular function (GO): ATP binding; protein serine/threonine kinase activity
Source: RefSeq, a predicted model, not a curated record
CACACAAAAAAAAAAAAAAAUCCUUACAAACGAGAGAUAGAAGAGGUAACAGGGAGGUAAGACAAAAGUGGCGUAACAAUUGUGUUUCAAUCUACGCUCUCACAUGCGUGUAGCUUGCUUCGAUCGGAGUUUCUUACAACGGUAGCCAGAAGAAGGAUUAGAAAGUGAAUAAUCUUCUCUUGUCUCCUGCGUAUUAACAUGAUAACUGUUGUUCUACUUUAUGCUUUUUUACUAUGGCUUGCUCCGCCCUGCUUAGCUAGAUAUGUUUUGAAGAUCGGUGAAAACUUAAUUGACAGUGAACAUUCCAAGCUCGUUUCAGUUGGAAAAAGCUUUGAACUGGGUUUCUUCACCCUUGAUGCAAGCUCAAACGGCAAAUACCUUGGAAUAAGGUAUCAUAGGUUAGAACAACAUACAGUUGUCUGGGUUGCUAACAGGGACAAUCCCAUCCCAGCUUCAAAAGCUGGAAAUUUUCAAAUUUCCCAAGAUGGAAAUCUCAUUGUAUUAGAUACAGAGGGGACACGUUAUUGGUCUUCCAGAAUCAGACCCGGUCAUGCAUCUUCUAUCGCUAACUCGACAGUGAAGCUUAUGGAUUCUGGGAACUUAAUUCUAGGAGACGAUCAAUUUCAAGUGACCUACUGGCAAAGCUUCGAACACCCGACGGACACAUUCCUGGUGGGCAUGAAAAUGGAUAAAGAUUUAGUCUUGACUUCUUGGAAAGCUUCUGAUGAUCCAGGGAGUGGGGACUUCGCAUUCGCAAUGGGAAAAACAGGGAACAAUCCCUAUCAAAUAUACAGAAACCAGACCCAAGUUUACUGGGCAAGCGAAACACAUCCAAAUUUCGGUCCAGAAGUACUGCUCAGCAAGAUAAGUUUUCUGCUGACUAACUUCACUUCAAAAAAUGUUACUUUUGCAAAUGAAAGCAGGCCAAGUAUUUUACGUCCUUCGAAUUAUGUUAAUACAAGGCUAGUGAUGAAUUAUACAGGAGAGAUAAGCCUUCUGAAAUGGGAUGAGCUUGCCCAGGGAUGGUCGCUAGAGUGGCAUGAACCCGAUCACCAGUGCAAGGUAUUUAACAUCUGCGGGAAAUUCCGCAGUUGCAAUAUCAAGAACAAGCAAUUUGUCUGUAAAUGUUUGCCUGGAUUCUUUCCUGAGUUGGCGCCGGAGGAGAAUCAGAUUCAGUCUUCUGUGCCUGGAGAAGUAUACAAAGGCUGUAUCAGGAAUAAAACAUCAUGUGGGGAAAACACGACAACAUUCAUAGACCUGAAGAAGGUGAAAGUAAGAAACCCAGACAAACAAGUCGACGCAGCGAAUGCAACAGAGUGCCAAUCUGAGUGCCUUAGUGAUUGCCUCCGUUGCACGGCUUAUUCAUACAAUGCAUCAAGAAGUGCCGAUCGCAGUAGUAACGCGUGUUUCAUUUGGACUUCUGUUUUACCUACUCUUCAUAAGUCUCCUGAUCAGGGCCUUGAUCUUUCUGUCUUGGUAAAUAAACAAGAUAUAGAAUCAACAGCAAGAACUUGCAAACCUUGCGGUACAGACACAAUUCCUUAUCCGCUGAGCACUGAGCUAAGUUGUGGGGAUCCCGCUUACUUCAAUUUCAACUGUGACUUGUCAACCGGGAAUGUUAACUUCAUGGUGAGAAAAGAUAAUUAUACAGAAAAAGAUAGUUAUAGAAUUAAUUACAUUGAUCCAGUCUCGAGAACGUUCUCUAUCCAAUUCGGGGAUUCGUCUUCUUGCGCUGCUAGCAAUCUUGCGAGCCGGCUUGAUCCGUCAUUUAGUGUGACUAAACAGUGUGAUGGUGAAGGCGAGGUAAUGAUUAGUUGGUUACCCCCACAAGAACCUCCCUGUAAUAACUCCCUCGACUGCAAUGCUUGGUCUCAUUCAACUUGCAAUCCUGCCAGAUAUGGAGUUGGAAGAUGCCUCUGUGCUAAAAACUAUCGAUGGAAUGGCAACGAUUUAAGCUGUAAGCCAGUGUCUUCAAGAAUCAGGUCUAAAAUUUUGAUAUUAGCAGCGAUAUUUUCAAGCUUGAUUUUCUUGGCUUGCGUUGUACCUACUUAUCUUUGGAGAAGAAAAGUAGCCUUUAAGCAAGAAAAGGGAAAAAUUCAAAGAACAAGGAAGAGCCUACACGACAGUGAGAGAUAUCUCAAAGAUUUGUUGGAUGUCGAGAGAUUAGAGGAAAACGACAGUGAAGGGAUAGAGGUGCCGUAUUUGGAUUUUGAUAGCAUCCUGUUAGCCACAGAUAACUUCUCAGAUGUGAACAAGCUUGGACGUGGGGGUUAUGGACCUGUCUACAAGGGCAAGCUUCCAGGAGGUCAAGAUAUUGCAGUAAAGAGGCUUUCAAGUGUUUCUUCGCAAGGAUUGAAGGAAUUCAAGAAUGAAGUUGUUUUGAUAUCCAAACUUCAACAUCGAAACCUUGUCAGACUUCGGGGCUACUGCAUAACUGGAGAAGAAAAGAUAUUACUUUAUGAAUACAUGUCAAACAAGAGCUUGGACACAUUCUUAUUUGAUCGUACACAAAGAAUGAUUUUGGAUUGGCCAAUGCGAUUUGACAUAAUUCUAGGAGUUGCUAGAGGGAUAUUAUAUCUUCACCAAGACUCUAGGUUGAAGGUGAUUCAUAGAGAUUUGAAAACAAGUAAUAUUCUUUUAAAUGAGGAUAUGCAACCAAAAAUUUCAGACUUUGGACUCGCAAAAAUAUUUGGUAGCAAGGAGACAGAGGCUAAUACUGAGAGAAUAGUUGGAACUUAUGGAUAUAUGGCUCCAGAGUAUGCAUUGGAUGGACUUUUCUCAAUUAAAUCAGAUGUUUUUAGUUUUGGGGUAAUAAUGCUUGAAAUUAUUAGCGGAAGAAAGAACACAGGAUUCUUUCAAUCCAAGCAAGCUUCCAGCCUACUUGGUUUUGCAUGGAGACUAUGGACAAAGAAUAACUUGUUGGAUUUGAUGGAUCAAUCUCUAAGUGGAAGUUGCAAUGCAAACCAAUUUGUUAAGUGUGCACAAGUUAGUCUAUUGUGUGUACAAGAUGAACCAGGAGACAGACCCACCAUGUCACAAGUUUUGAUAAUGCUUGAAAGUGAGAUUGCAAGCCUCCCAACCCCAAAGCAACCAACCUUUUUUAUGACCAGUGCCAGGGGCCUUUCAAGCUCUACUUCUUCUAGUAAACCUGAAGGAAUUCUUCCAACUGAUAGUUCCUAUCAAGAGAGUCGGUAGUGCAUGAUGUGUUCAACGCGCAUUGGAUUGAAUCCUAUUAGAAAACCUAAAAGCAACUUUUCAUUGAACUUAUUGGAUAUCUGCUCUUGUAAGAGAAUGACUAUUUGAAGCACUAUACAUACAUAUAUCAAAUAAAUGUUAUAUUCAUUUUUUGCUA